CUCGCGCUGUCGUUAUGCGGAAAGAGUGCCACUCUCGUUGCUAUGCGGCGCCGAGACUGUAGCACUGUUACCAGGGAGGGAGGCAGUAACAUGGGUGUAUUCAUUCGUCCGAUUUCGUUGAAAAACGGUUGGUUCCUCAAGUAAACGGUAACAACCCUAACGGAAGCAAACGGAACUAAACGUGGAGGGACCUACCUGAAAUUGUUGAAAUAUUAACUCUUGUUUUCGAAGCAAAACGUUUUGUAACAGAAUCCGACUAAUGAAUACACUCCUGGUCGCGUUGUAUGACGGGAGUGUGGCGCCUAGCAUAGGCUUCGUCGUGCGGCUAUGUCAACGAUUUGGUUUGUAAUCGAAAAUGAAGAUACUACACGACUGGCUAUCCUAUUUCCUUUUUAUUGUGACAAUUGCUCAAUUGAUUGCACUUAGUUAUACAUCAAACCAAGUUGAAUAGCGUGAGAUUGUUUUUACGUGGUAAGGUGAAGUCGGAGUGGGGGGGCGGGGCAGAGUGGCUAGUCGGGGGCGGCGGAUGAGUUCGGAGCAUUGCCCGUCGUCGCCGCAGCAGAAGGAAAGGGUCAAGCCAGCAUUGGACAAACGUGAACAAGGGGAGAUAACAUCGAAAACCGUGAAGGAUCAAGGCGGCAUGGUCACCACAAAGGGAGCAGGGCUAAACCCCAAUGCCAAAGUCUGGCAGGAGAUCCCUGUGCCCCAGAGCCAAGUCCCAGAGGACGGCACGGAGGGCACCCACUGGCUAGAGACUACCCCCACUUCUGCUGAUGUCACUGAGGGUUAUUCAGAGGCUCCCCCAACUGAGGAUAAGGGGUACGGCACGGAGUACUCAGACCCGUCGGACAAUAGUGCCCGUUUACCCACAGAGGGUGUACUGAACGGCAUGGAUCCCCCUAAGCUGGGGUACCCCCUCUAUGACUCUGUGACUGAGUCAGCAGUGGAGGAACAGCAGCCCCUCUCUGAAGAGAGCCUGAGAGAGUCUCUGAAGAAACAGCUAGAGUUUUGCUUCUCAAGAGAGAAUCUGUCCAAGGAUCUGUACCUGAUGUCCCAGAUGGAUAGUGAUCACUUUGUCCCCAUCUGGACCAUCGCCAGCAUUGAGGGCAUCAAGGUCCUCACUACCGACAUGGACCUCAUCCUGGAGGUACUACGAGCCUCGCCCAUGGUGCAAGUUGACGAGAUGGGGGAAAAGGUUCGGCCCAAUCACAAGCGCUGCAUCAUCAUUCUGAGGGAGGUGCCAGAGACCACACCUGUAGAGGACGUGGAGGGCCUCUUUAAGAAUGAAAACUGUCCCAAGGUGAUGAGUGUUGAAUUUGCGGCCAACAACAACUGGUACAUCACAUUCCAGUCGGACACUGAUGCACAGCAGGCCCACAGAUAUCUAAGGGAAGAAGUGAAAACAUUUCAGGGAAAACCCAUCAUGGCUCGUAUCAAGGCCAUCAAUACAUUCUUUGCGAAGAAUGGCUACCGUAGUGUACCGAACUCCAGUGUGUACAGCCAGCAGGGCCAGUCCCAGUAUAACUCAACACACCUCUACAUGCAGCAGGUGUUCAGCCCCCAGCAGCAGUACCCACUCUACCCCCUGGUGCCACCCACCUGGAACCCAUCGCCUGCCCCUUACUUCCAGACCCCGCUGGCCCCGUUCCCCAACAGUGGCUUUGUGAAUGGCUUCAGCACCCCUGGGAACUACAAGACUGGCACCAGUCCCUUGGGCCUCGGACGACCGCCCUUCAACAGAAACCGGAACCACGCGAAGAGCCAGCCCCGGCCAUGUGACGAGACCCCUCCCUCUGUUACCCCCGUAUCCCCCCUGGUGGAUGGCCUGUCGGGCCCCUCCAGCGCUCCUCCUCCCCGGGCGGCAGGGGCUCCCAUGGGUAGCACCCCUGAGCCUGGCCCUUUGCCCCCCACCCUCAGGGACACCCUGCCACUGGCUGCAGAGGGGAUGCCCAAUGGAGACCUGGGCAUAGCUGGCAGGGGCAGGAGAGGCAGCUACAGAGGGAUGCGGAGGAAGAGAGAGGACGAGAGGAUCACGAGGCCCAUCCCUCUGAGCGAGAUAAAGGUUCCACAGCCCAAGUUUGACCUGGCGACCUCCAACUUCCCUCCGUUGCCUGGGUGUGUGGUCAGCACGCAGGGAGAGCCCGUGCUAGAGACUCGCAUGUCUGAUGUGGUUCGAGGCCUCAAGGUGACCAGCGACAAGCCUGAUGUGAAUAAGGAGUCUGAGGCCCCUCCUGCUAGUGCCCAAAAGGAGGCUGUGAGUGCGCCCAGUCAGGUCGUGCCGGCCCACAAACCCCCCACCCCUCUGGUUGUGGAGCCCCCUGUUCCAAGUGUUGCUCAUCCGGUGAAGAAAGUGGAGAAGCCUGAGCCUCAUGUCCAAAAAGAGCUGGCUCCACCCCCCACACCACCCUCUUCUCUGCCAACCCCCCCACAGCCCGCCGCUGCAACCAAACCUACGCCCACCCACAGUCAGUCCAUCUCCACUGCAACACCAUUUCCCGCCACUACCACACCUGCACCGGAGUCAAGGAAACUGAGCUAUGCUGAGAUGUGCAAGCGGCCAGCCACCCAGCCUCCAGCGCCAAGCACCUCCCCAAACCCUCCCACCUCCCCGGCCAGCCAACCCCUGCGUGAACUGCGGGUCAACAAGGCCGACGAGCCCGCCACAUCCUCCAGCAGCGAUGGGGAUAGGCCUGAGAAACCCGAGCGGCCUGGAGAAGGCCAGCCCCACCUUGAUCCCUUUGGCUCAUACUGUGGGGUUAAUGGCCCUGCCCGAUCCGGAGGGAUGGGCCUAAAGUACCGGGAACAGCAGAGAGGUGCGUCCAUGAGCCGCCGCAUCUCCCCCCAGGGCUGGGCCAGAAGGAGCGGGAAGGAACAGAACAUUCCCCCCCGGUCACCAAAGUAGUUUAAACAACAACCAACAGACUAACAGAAAAACAAACACAAAGCUAUAUACGUGUGUGUAUAUAUAUGUAAAGAGAUAAAUAUAUAUAUUUGUGUGUUAUUGGAUGAAAGAACACAUUCGCGUUCUUCAUCUUAAAGACCCCCCUGAAGCUCGGUCGGACAUCCGCUGACCUUUGUUUAGGAAAGACUGCAAGCGGUAAUCAUUUUAAGAGGGGGCCGACACGAGUGUUACAAAUCAUAAACUGACGGACUUGUUUGAAAGAAUAGCGAGAGAUGCUUACAUGCUGCCUCACCUUGGUUAGCUUGAAGGCUGGGCCCUCCACUGCUAAAUCUAUGUUCAUUUGAUUUCUGUCAGUGGGGGAUGGGGGACAAAUGUACAGUAAUGCCUUGUAUCACCAGAAUACUGGUAGUUGCAAAGGGGAAAAAAGGAAAAGAAAAGAGCUGUUAGCAAAUCUAGUCAUUAUGUGACACAGCAAAAGAUGUGGACAAUCCACCAAUAUGACAUCGUUAUGAGUUGAUACAUAUGAUGCAAUUUGUUGUUGGAGGGGUUGGCAAGUGAUUAUUUUGGCGAAGGGCUAAGGAUAGCUCAUAAAAUGUGUUUAUGUAGGUUGGAAGCGAGAGGGCCACAUGGUUUUAGAGAAGUGCCUGUUUUGAACUGUUCUGAGAGAGUGAGUUGGGAAGCCUGUCAAGCUGCACUUUCUUUUAGGUGAAGAAACAGUCUUGGAUGCCUGUCAGCUAAGAGUCUGGAAUUAUUUUGUUCAGAAUCAAUGGGAAAAUAUUAAUUUAUUAGAAUCAAUGACUUUAUUUUCACGGUUGAUGGAAACUUUUGGUAUACCCUUGCUUGAGUAGGACAUUCAAACCUUUACGAUAAUGGUGCUUGGAUACCGUGCACAUGUGGGGAAAAGUUUGGAUAGUCAGGCUGUCGGUCACUGAAUUGUUAUAUUUUCCACUCUCCAUUUCCUAUUACUUUGAAACAUAUGGUUAAAUGUUUGAGUUGUUGGUCCCAACUGUCUGCCAAUCCUGUUUAGUUAAAAUAUGCUUUGGUUGGUUAAUGACGAUUGCGCCAACCAUUAGUGCAUAAUCUCUCCAUCCAGGUUCAAGUUCAGUAGGCGCAAGGUACUCAGAAGUUUUCCUAUAUGAACUGCUUGCUUUUGUUUUUUUUAAGUGGUUUAAGUUUUUAUUUUUUAUUUUUAUUUUUUAUGUUUUUUUAAAGUGGUUUGCUACAGUGUGUUAUGAACAUGACCCACCAAUCCAUUGGUUGGGAUUUGAGUGGAUCAGGAAAUGUUCUCAUGGGUAACAGCUCAUGAGAAAGGGAGGAGUCUUCCCUUAGUGAAGGUAUUUGGUAGUUGAUGCAGUCAGCACUCGCAUUGUAGACACCUGACACGUUCAGUUAUCAUGAAUUUGACCAUUUUAUACAUAGCCUUUUUAAAGGGGCAGUCUGCAGUUGCUACAUUCAUUAUUGGACCUAUUAUUAAUUUAUGUACCAACUUGAUUCUUCAAGUAUCAAAGCUUUGUUCCACUGUCAUACCCCAUCAGAACCCAAAAUAUAAGCCUGUUUUACUCCAAUGUUUGUAAACAGAGUAAAUGCAGACUAAAUCUAUAUAGCCUCAAAACAUGGUUAAAGCGGUCAUUUUUAUGCAUCCAUAGCUCAGUCUAUGAAUUUGAGCUGUUACAUUUCUCCAACCCCAUCCCUCAGCUUUUUACUGUAACAGGGUAGGGAGAAUGCUUUGUUUCAACUGCUGAUUGUCAUUUUAAGAAGAGUAGUUUUAAUUAUUUGUGUCUUGCAUAAAGGUUUAACCUGUUGUAUUAAUAUGUACAAUUAAUUGUACCUAUGUGGUCAAAUGCAGGAUACCUGCGUUAACAUAUACCUUCCUAUUUAUGUCUUGAUGGAACAGGUGGUCUUUAUCAUCAAAUAGAAACCUUUCCACCCCAGAUAUCUGGCCAUUUCAACGUGCCAUCAUAUCUGCAACAUGUUCCAGAGUAGUCUGCCAUGCAUUUUGGUAGCUCUUGUAUCAUGUAGAAUAGGUUAGAUGGUAUUUUAUAGAGUAGUAAUGGGAUCCCAAGCAUGAAACUAGUCUUUGGUACUAUGUAUUUGAGCUUGCUCAUUUUAAAAUGGCCUGAAUUCUGAAGUCAAGUAAACGUACUCAGUUCUCAUUCUUUUAUUUGUUGGCAUCAGGAAUUAAUCUAUAAAGGAGCUUACUGGUUUAGAGCAGCGAUCACUGGAAUUUUACGUCUUUAAUGUAAAUAAACUUUAUUUUAAAAACUUUAAAAAAAUAAAUUUGUCAGUAAAGUUCUUCCCCAGCAAGAGUCCGGUUAGUGUUCUGACUUCUCAAUUUGAGUUGAUAACAUGCAGUACGGAACCUGUCCCAGUAUGAGAUUAGGGGUGGCCAGUGGAGACUUCCAGGUGUGGUGAUAACAUGCGGUACCGAACCUGUCCCAGUAUGAGAUUAGGGGUGGCCAGUGGAGACUUCCAGGUGUGGUGAUAACAUGCAGUACCGAACCUGUCCCAGUAUGAGAUUAGGGGUGGCCAGUGGAGACUUCCAGGUGUGGUGAUAACAUGCAGUACCGAACCUGUCCCAGUAUGAGAUUAGGGUUGGCCAGUGGAGACUUCCAGGUGUGGUGUUGGUAGGUGUUUAGUGCUUAUCGUGUACAGAGGGCUGUUUUCUUGUCCGUGAAAUGCUGUCGAACUCAUGUCCGUUUUGGGGUUAUCCUUUUUCAAUGUUGCUGUUGAUUCAUUGAGCAGAGAUUCUGAAGGGUGAUAAUGAUGAGUCACGUUAUUUUGUGAUGGGAUUGAGGGCAGAGUGACUGUCGGAUAUUAGAGUUGUGGUGUCUGGCUAACUCAUAGGAUUAGGAUUUAGCUGCUUUUUUCCCUUGUACAUUUCACUUUUGGAUUUUCUCUUUACUGUCUUAGUUUCCUUUUGAUUGAAGAUUUGAAUGCAUAUCUCACGAUUGUUUUAAAUUCCGUACACGUCCAUUGUUUGAAAAAUGGAAGUUUGCGUAAUAUUAGGAGAGUUGACUUGACAUGGGGAGCAUCAACCUUCAGAUCUGUUCCUUUUCUAUGCGCUUGCAAACACAUAAUUCAGCCUUUGUAUUAAUGGAUUGAACACUAUCCAGACCAUAAAUGUAUAGAGAUCAUUAUGUGAAAAUAACUUUUUUUGCAUGGACAUUGCCAUUUUAAAGUAGUCAACUGGGUGGGGAUUCCUAUGGCUUGGGAACAAUCAACCAAUUAUCAGAGCAUUGACUGCCAACUAGCGGCCACAAGUAAUGAAUUACUUAAGAUUUGUUUCUAGACUUCAACACUGUAGCUGGUGGUAAGUUGCCAAUUUUAGCUUUACACUUUUUUUUCCAUUAUCAGAAGAAAAUUGACUACUUUAAAUGGAGAUGGCCUCAUUGGCACAGAUACAACAUUGUGAUCUCUAUGAUCCAGACCAAAGUCAAGCAGGCAAAAAGACAACCUUGGGAACUUGUUCCAACACAACUGUUUCUGGGUGGGAUGUGGAGAACUCGUAACCCUCCUACUGUUGGACGGAAAAGCUGUCAGUUAAUUGAUAAUGCUCCCUGUCUCUUGAUUGGCCAGUUAUGCUUGAUUAAUGUAUUCCUAUUUGAGGGAAGGCCACUUGUGUAGGUCUGAAUGUUCUUGUACAGAUUUUGCGCCUAGAAGGCUAAUCUUUGGUUAGGUUUUGUUUUUCUCCCUCUCUAUUAGUAAGCACAUUUUCCAUUUGAGUAAAUCUUUUGAGAGUUCCUCAGUUUGACUUUAGUUUUUUUAUGUACUCUGAUGUACCCUUUUUCUUUCAAUGCAUUUAAUUUUUUUUGUGUGUUUUUCCCAAAAUGUGUGUGUGUAGUAUUUCCAAAACUUAUCUGAUUUGCUACUUGGGUAAAGUGAGAAUUCGGGGGACUGCCUGGGUGCUAGCAGUGUAGUAACAUGUUAUCUAUCUAACCACUGGGCCUAUGUUGUUUUAUAUUUUUACAUCCAUUAAUGGCUAAGUUAAGAGCAGCUAGUGGUGUUGUGGAAUGAAAUGCACUAACUUUUGUUUGAAAAUAAUCUCUUAAUCCUGUAAGGUGUAAAAUCAUUUUAGAUGUCUACAUUGAAGAAAAGGUGUUUAGCAGGUUUGCUGAAAUUAUUACAGGAAUAGGGUUUUAUUUUUCUUUAACUGUUUUGAUUUAGUUUUUGUAGCACUUCCCUGCUGGGACAAAGGUGUUGGAGGGGGUGCAGCUGGGACAUGGUAACGUACGAGGGUGGGAUGUGAGACACUGAAUUACUGAUUUAAUAGAUGUCUGAACAAAAACUUAAAAGAAUAAUAAAGUACAAAUAUUUCUUG
Molecule: messenger RNA, 7220 nt
Organism: Oncorhynchus tshawytscha (Chinook salmon)
Lineage: Eukaryota; Metazoa; Chordata; Actinopteri; Salmoniformes; Salmonidae
Product: la-related protein 4
Exons: 16
Coding region: 527-2902 (791 amino acids)
Biological process (GO): positive regulation of translation
Cellular component (GO): cytoplasmic stress granule; cytosol
Molecular function (GO): mRNA 3'-UTR binding
Source: RefSeq, a predicted model, not a curated record